CGUUUGGUAGCGGCGGCGCGUUUGCAGAGCGGAGAUGAAGGUGAUCGCGGCGUAUCUGCUCGCCGUCCUCGGAGGCAACACCCAACCCUCCGCCGACGACAUCAAAUGCAUCCUUGAAUCAGUGGGAGCGGAGGUGGAUGAUGGGAGGAUAGAUUUCCUCCUCUCGGAGGCAAAGGGGAAGGACGUCACGGAGCUCAUAGCCGCCGGAAGGGAGAAGUUCGCCUCCGUCCCUUCGGGUGGAGGGGUGGCCGCCGUCUCGGUCGCUGUCGCCGGUGGUGGCGGUGCGGGCGCCGGCCCGGCCGCGGAGGAGCCGCAAAAGGAAGAGAAGGUCGAGGAGAAGGAGGAAUCUGACGACGAUAUGGGCUUCAGCUUGUUCGAUUAGGGAGGGGGCGCUUUGCUUGUCCAUGUUUUGAUGUUUUUUUGUUUUCUGCUCUUCUCUUUUAUUCUUGUCAACAUCAGGAUUGAAAAACUUCCAAGAAAUUUUACUUCAAGAAAUAUAUUCGAUUUCAUGUUCGUAGUUCUUCA
Messenger RNA from Musa acuminata subsp. malaccensis (wild Malaysian banana), 525 nucleotides. Its product is annotated as large ribosomal subunit protein P2B. The record is from RefSeq and is a predicted model, not a curated record. Gene Ontology annotation, cellular component: cytosolic large ribosomal subunit; ribosome. Gene Ontology annotation, biological process: cytoplasmic translational elongation. Gene Ontology annotation, molecular function: structural constituent of ribosome. Lineage: Eukaryota; Viridiplantae; Streptophyta; Magnoliopsida; Zingiberales; Musaceae.